This is a messenger RNA of Camellia sinensis, 1532 nucleotides long. Its product is annotated as putative L-ascorbate peroxidase 6, chloroplastic/mitochondrial. Gene Ontology annotation, molecular function: peroxidase activity; heme binding. NCBI's taxonomy places the organism in Eukaryota, Viridiplantae, Streptophyta, Magnoliopsida, Ericales, Theaceae. The record is from RefSeq and is a predicted model, not a curated record. Gene Ontology annotation, biological process: response to reactive oxygen species; hydrogen peroxide catabolic process; cellular response to oxidative stress.
UCUUCUUCUUCUUCUUCUUCGAUGGCUGCUCUUAGCGCCGCCUCUCGCCUCCUCCCCUCCGCCACGAAAGCCGCCAGACUUUCUCUAUCUACUCCCUCUCCCUCUCUCUCACCCUGUUCUUCCCUCAAAUGCCUCCGAUCAUCUCGUCUUCUCUCUCCUCAUCUCUUCCUUCGCCAGAGAAGGUCGGCGGUUCAUGUGGCUGCUAGCAGUUUCGGAACAGUUGCGUCUCCGAAAUGCUUUGCGUCCGAUCCAGAUCAACUGAAAAGUGCCAGAGAAGAUAUCAAGGAGCUUCUCAAUACUAAGUUCUGCCAUCCGAUUCUGGUGCGUCUAGGAUGGCAUGAUGCAGGUACUUAUAACAAGAACAUUGAGGAAUGGCCACAAAGAGGUGGAGCUGAUGGAAGUCUAAGGUUUGAAAUUGAGCUGAAACAUGCAGCUAACGCUGGUCUUGUAAAUGCACUGAAACUUCUCGAGACUAUCAAAGACAAAUAUUCUGGUGUGACAUAUGCGGAUUUAUUCCAAUUGGCUAGUGCUACUGCAAUCGAGGAGGCUGGCGGCCCCAAAAUCCCUAUGAAGUAUGGAAGAGUAGAUACUUCUAGUCCUGAUCAAUGUCCAGAAGAAGGAAGGCUUCCUGAUGCGGGCCCCCCUAAUCCUGCUGCUCAUCUGCGAGAGGUUUUCUAUAGGAUGGGAUUGAAUGACAAGGAAAUAGUUGCACUCUCGGGUGCGCACACACUGGGAAGGUCCAGACCAGAACGCAGUGGUUGGGGCAAGCCGGAGACAAAGUACACGAAAGAUGGACCAGGAGCACCAGGAGGACAAUCUUGGACAGCGCAAUGGCUGAAGUUUGAUAAUUCCUACUUCAAGGAUAUCAAAGAAAGAAUGGAUGAAGAUUUACUAGUUUUGCCAACCGAUGCUGUUCUUUUUGAAGAUCCAGCAUUUAAGGUUUAUGCUGAGAAAUAUGCUGCAGAUCAGGAUGAAUUUUUCAAGGACUAUGCUGAGGCCCAUGCCAAACUCAGCAACCUUGGAGCCAAAUUUGACCCUCCUGAGGGUAUUUCAAUAGAUGAUGGCCCUGCGACAGCUGCACCAGAGAAGUUUGUUGCCGCCAAGUACUCAUCUGGAAAGGAUUAAAAUACCAGUAUCUUGUUUUCUAGUGCCGUUUCUUUUAAUAACACAAGAUGAAGCUAUUGUCAAACCCUGUGAACUCACAUCUAAAACUUGGAAGUCUAAAUGAAGGAGAGGAAUAAAUUCAAUAGUGUUGUUGCCUAUUUGAAUUGCAGAGAGAACUAUCGGACUCUAUGAAGCAAAAGAUUCGAGCAGAGUAUGAAGCCAUUGGGGGAAGCCCAGAUAAGCCUCUCCAGUCAAACUAUUUCCUUAAUAUUAUCAUUGUGAUUGCGGUUUUGGCAAUUUUGACAUCUCUGUUUGGGAACUAAUUUGGUCUUUUUGGGUAUAUUUUGUAGAAAGUGCAUUGCUGAUGCUUUGGCUCAUAUAGCAUUGUGUUAAGAGUAGUUUAUGGUGCAUUUGACAUAUCAUGGUUA